CGCCGCCGGGGCUCGGAGGAGGUGCUGGGGCGCAACUUGUCACGCGGAGCGGGGAGAGGGCUGCGGGCUCCGGGGUGGGGCACGGGAAUGGAGCUGGAGCGGGACCUGCGCGAGGUGAAAGCUGCCUUCCUCCGGAGCUGGGGCCUCGCGCGGGUGGCCGGGACGCUGCCCUCCGGCCCGGGGUCCGGGGGCGCGGAGGCAGGCGGGGGGCUGCAGCGCGGGAGCCGCGAUCCCGGCGGGGCGGACCGAGCACCGUGGGGCGCCGCCUGCCCGGAACCGACCCGGCAGGUAAAAACCAGCCACAUAAAGCUAUAAAAUAAGACAAAUAAUUCUCUUCAUAUAAAAGAUAGCCAAGAUCCAUGAGUGGGCAUCGAUCAGCAAGGAAACGAUGUGGAGAUACUCAUCAGGAAUCCCCUGUGGGCUACGGGCAUAUGAGUACUCCAGGGUGUGUAUUAAAUAAAUUAUUUCAGCUACCUACACCACCAUUGUCAAGACACCAAUUAAAGCGGCUAGAAGAACACAGAUAUCAGAGUGCUGGACGGUCCCUGCUUGAGCCUUUAAUGCAAGGGUAUUGGGAAUGGCUAGUUGCAAGAGUUCCCUCUUGGAUUGCCCCAAAUCUCAUCACCAUCAUUGGAUUGUCAAUAAACAUCUGUACAACUGUUUUAUUAGUCUUCUACUGCCCUACAGCUACAGAGCAGGCACCUCUGUGGGCAUAUAUUGCUUGUGCAUGUGGCCUUUUCAUUUACCAGUCUUUGGAUGCUAUUGAUGGCAAACAGGCAAGAAGAACCAACAGUAGUUCUCCUUUGGGAGAACUUUUUGAUCAUGGCUGUGAUUCACUGUCAACAGUUUUUGUGGUUCUUGGAACAUGUAUUGCAGUGCAACUCGGGACAAACCCUGACUGGAUGUUUUUUUGUUGUUUUGCUGGGACUUUCAUGUUCUAUUGUGCACACUGGCAGACAUAUGUUUCUGGAACCUUACGAUUUGGAAUAUUCGAUGUUACAGAGUCCCAGAUCAUAAUUAUAAUAUGCCAGCUUCUCACAGGAACCUUGGGACCUUGGUUCUGGAACUUCACGAUUCCAGUGCUGAAUAUUCAGAUGAAAAUUUUUCCUGCACUUUGUACUGUAGCAGGGACCAUAUUUUCCUGUACAAAUUACUUCCGUGUAAUAUUCACAGGUGGUGUUGGAAAAAAUGGAUCAACAAUUGCAGGAACAAGUGUCCUUUCACCUUUUCUCCAUAUUGGAUCAGUGAUUACACUAGCUGCAAUGAUCUACAAGAAAUCAGCAGUUCAGCUUUUUGAAAAGCAUCCCUGUCUUUAUAUACUGACAUUUGGUUUUGUAUCUGCUAAGAUCACUAAUAAACUUGUGGUUGCACACAUGACUAAAAGUGAAAUGCAUUUGCAUGACACAGCAUUCAUUGGUCCAGCACUUUUGUUCCUGGACCAGUAUUUUAACAGCUUUAUUGAUGAAUAUAUUGUACUUUGGAUUGCCCUGGUCUUUUCUUUCUUUGAUUUGAUCCGCUACUGUGUCAGUGUUUGUAAUCAGAUUGCAUCUCAUUUGCACAUACAUGUCUUCAGAAUCAAGGUCUCUACAGGUCAUUCUAACCAUCACUAAUGAUGUAAUUGGUGUCAUAGGAAACUCAUGUUUUCUGCAGAAAGAAUCUGAACAUAUUGAGAAUGGGGUGGAUAAGAACAAAUAUAAUUUAUAAUAAUCACUGUUGUAUAACUUUUCUUCUUUGUUACUGGUAACACUCCUUAACUAUCCUGUAUGAGAAUGGGAAUUUCCAAGUCCCAUCCUGUAAAUUAUACAUGUUGUACAGGGUUUGGCUCAAGAAAGCUUGCAGGAAAAAGUGCCAUGUGUUAGUAAAUAUCCUGGAUUCAGGAAAAAAUUGUCAUGGAGAGCAGAUUCCCAGUAGUGGAGAUUUCUGAUGUACAAUAUUUGCAAGCCAAAAGAGUGUUGCUGUAUAAUUUUAACAAAUCAUCUUUUAGUAACAUCCUUAUUGAGUGUUUCUCAGGCUUUCUUUACUAAGGAACUCAGCUGUGGCACAGAUUAUGUUCCACUAGCUUAUGAGGUAAACUAGAGACAAAGACCUUGAAUUUAGAUCAGAAGGUUUCCUAUCUUUACAUGUUGAAAAAGUCAUUUUUUAUUACUCAAAAAUGGUUUAUCUUGUGGGCUCGGGAAUCCCGUUAGCAUGCAGAAUAAUGUAGUAAUUUUGUCAAUCCAUUUUAUUUUUUUAAAUAAAUAUAUGAUCUGAAAGCUGGCCUUUUCUCAGCUUUAUUUAUUGGAAGAAAUAAACUGUGUUUUAAUGUCAUUUUUUUUAUCCCAAGCAAAUUUUAUUUCUGUUCUUUAAUAAAUAAGGCAAUUCAGCCAGCUGUCA
Erinaceus europaeus (western European hedgehog) is the source of this 2373-nucleotide messenger RNA. RefSeq names its product choline/ethanolamine phosphotransferase 1 (gene CEPT1). Gene Ontology annotation, molecular function: ethanolaminephosphotransferase activity; diacylglycerol cholinephosphotransferase activity. The transcript has 9 exons. Gene Ontology annotation, cellular component: Golgi apparatus; endoplasmic reticulum membrane. The coding region runs from base 360 to 1610 and encodes 416 amino acids. The record is from RefSeq and is a predicted model, not a curated record. Gene Ontology annotation, biological process: phosphatidylethanolamine biosynthetic process. NCBI's taxonomy places the organism in Eukaryota, Metazoa, Chordata, Mammalia, Eulipotyphla, Erinaceidae.